Molecule: messenger RNA, 297 nt
Organism: Dracunculus medinensis (Guinea worm)
Lineage: Eukaryota; Metazoa; Nematoda; Chromadorea; Rhabditida; Dracunculidae
Source: the annotation of a GenBank genome assembly
AUGUUCGUGAUAACGUUUUAUAUAUUAUCCCCAAUGCCUAUUCUGAUUGCUCAGCGAUACCAAGAUGAUAUGGGUGGUACAUCUGCUUGCACUGAAUUAGCAUAUUUCGCUACAACAGGAAUCGUUGUAUCGGCUUUUGCUUUACCAAUGGUGUUAGCGCAUGCUGGAGUGAUAAGAUGGAUGGCAUGUGCUUUUGCAAAUUUGGGAUCUGUGGUUAUGUUUGUUACUGUUUUGUGCUAUUUUUACCUUCAUCGAGAGGAUGAAAGUGGAAGUACUUGGAACCAACCGUUAUUCUGA